UACAAUAUUUCCCAAACGGGCUCCGGGUUUGAUUGUGUCUAGUGCGUGUGUAUUUGGGAGUUUAAGAACGAGCGAGAGCAUGAACGUGGUCUCAAUAUCUUAACAGUUUUAUUAGUUCAGGAACAACGACAUUAGUGAAGCAGCGUCUGUAAACCUUUCGGAGUCGGUCUGUUAAGCGUGUGGCUACAGCUAUCUAGAACGGUCUCCCUUGGUGGACAAUUUCAUAUUGAAGCAAGAUGUUUCAGAUUAAAAGAAUAUGCUGCAUUGGGGCUGGGUACGUUGGUGGGCCGACGUGUAGCGUGAUUGCCAGCAUGUGCCCCGAGAUCAAGGUGACGGUGGUUGAUGUGAAUGACACCCGAAUCAAAGCCUGGAACUCGGACACGCUUCCAAUAUAUGAGCCUGGUUUGAAUGAGGUGGUGAUGUCCUGCCGUGGCAAAAACCUCUUUUUUUCCACCGACAUUGACUCUGCAAUUAAGGAUGCGGACUUGGUCUUCAUCUCUGUGAACACACCCACUAAGACAUACGGUAUGGGGAAGGGUCGUGCUGCCGACCUGAAGUUCAUUGAGGCGUGUGCACGCCGCAUUGUGGAGGUAUCCGAUGGCUACAAGAUCGUGACGGAGAAGAGCACCGUGCCAGUCCGGGCUGCAGAGAGCAUCCGUCGGAUCUUCGAUGCCAACACCAAGCCCAGUCUUAACCUGCAGGUUCUGUCCAACCCAGAGUUUCUUGCGGAGGGCACAGCAGUGAAGGACCUCAAGGAGCCAGACCGUGUCCUGAUUGGUGGAGAUGAGACGCCAGAGGGUCAGAGGGCUAUAAGGGCUCUGUGUGAUGUCUAUGAGCACUGGGUGCCAAAGUCCCGCAUCAUCACCACCAACACUUGGUCCUCUGAGCUCUCCAAAUUGGCGGCCAAUGCCUUCCUGGCUCAACGCAUCAGCAGCAUCAAUUCCAUCUCGGCUCUGUGUGAGUCGACGGGUGCCGAUGUGGAGGAGGUGGCCAGAGCCAUUGGAAUGGACCAGCGCAUCGGGAGCAAGUUCCUCAAAGCUAGCGUGGGUUUUGGGGGGAGCUGUUUCCAGAAGGAUGUGCUGAAUCUGGUGUAUCUGUGUGAAGCACUGAAUCUCCCAGAAGUGGCUUCCUACUGGCAGCAGGUAAUUGAUAUGAAUGAGUACCAGAGAAAGAGGUUUGCAUGUAGGAUCAUCGACUGUCUUUUCAACACUGUAACGGGAAAGAAGAUUGCCCUGCUAGGCUUCUCUUUCAAAAAAGACACUGGCGACACCAGAGAGUCGUCCAGCAUUUACAUCUCUAAAUAUCUGAUGGAUGAGGGAGCGAAGUUGCACAUCUAUGACCCCAAAGUGCUGAGAGAGCAGAUCAUCCAGGACCUAUCCCAGCCCAGCAUCUCAGGAGACAACCCCCAAAGAGUGUCCGAACUUGUUACUGUGACAUCAGACCCAUACGAAGCAUGUAAAAGUGCUCAUGCACUGGUUAUCUGCACAGAAUGGGACAUGUUUAAGGAUCUGGAUUAUGAGAAGAUAUAUCACCAGAUGCUGAAGCCAGCAUUCAUAUUCGAUGGUCGUCGACUGCUCGACCACCUGCAUCCACAGCUGCAGAACCUGGGCUUCCAGAUUGAAACCAUUGGGAAGAAAGUGACUACUAGACUCCCCUUUACACCCUCUGGUGGAGUACCGAGAAUCAUCAUCAAUGAACCACCUGCUAAGAAGUCUAAAGUCUGACACACACUCUGAUACAUUACACCAAACACACACCCCUGAAUGUACUUCUAAAAGUGCCAAAAUCCAAAAGGUUCACACAAUGUGCUGCACAAAUAUUCUGGUGUGUAGUCAUUUGUUUUGUGGUACUUUCCCAUAAUCCUUUGCCUGGGGGGUGGUGGGAAAAUCGGGAUAUUGCAGGGCUCUGCUGGAUGCAUGGUGGUCAUGAGCCAUUCUCCACUGACCCUGAUCCAUUCAUACAUGGAAACGUGCCUUCUGAUAGCAUGUUCAAAUCAGUAUUCAGUUAUGCAACCCCCCCCCACCCCUUCAGUGAAAAUGCAUUGUAAAGAUGUUUAGUUGUUUCUUCAGUAGUAACUUUUGGGAGGGAAGAAAUAGGUAACCUGACUCAAACAUUUUAUA
Molecule: messenger RNA, 2120 nt
Organism: Electrophorus electricus (electric eel)
Lineage: Eukaryota; Metazoa; Chordata; Actinopteri; Gymnotiformes; Gymnotidae
Gene: ugdh
Product: UDP-glucose 6-dehydrogenase
Biological process (GO): glycosaminoglycan biosynthetic process
Cellular component (GO): nucleus
Molecular function (GO): UDP-glucose 6-dehydrogenase activity; NAD binding
Source: RefSeq, a predicted model, not a curated record